AUGCCUGUCGAGUCUAGAAAAGCCGACCGUGUCGAUGCCUACACCAAAAAAUACUGGCAAAAGGAUGCUGCAAAGGACAACGAUGCGCACAGGGAUAGCAGGUUGGGCGACUAUGCUGAGCUUGUAAACGGAUACUAUGAUGGAGCCACUGAGCUGUAUGAAUAUGGCUGGGCGGAAUCCUUCCACUUCUGCCGAUUCUACAAGGGCGAAGCCUUUUUGCAAGCGCUCGCCCGUCAUGAACAUUAUCUGGCGCACAUGAUGCACUUGAAGCCUGGCAUGCGAGUUUUGGACGUUGGCUGUGGGGUCGGGGGUCCUGCGAGGGAGAUUGCGCGAUUCUCCGACGCCAACAUUGUUGGAGUCAACAACAAUGACUUUCAACUGGAACGCGCUCGCAAGAAGACUGCUAAAGCCGGAUUGAGCGACAAAGUCUCGUUCGUCAAAGCAGACUUCAUGACCCUCAGUCAACAAUUUGGCGAAAACAGCUUCGAUGCCAUUUAUGCUAUCGAGGCUACAUGUCACGCUCCGACCUUUGAGGGAAUCUAUGGUGAGAUCCUCAAGUGUCUGAAGCCUGGCGGUGUGUUCGGAGUGUAUGAAUGGUGCAUGACCGAUGCCUUUGAUCCUUCUAUCCCCAGACACAAGGAAAUCCAACAUGGAAUUGAGCUUGGAGAUGGUAUCGCAGAAAUGAGAACCAUCGAAGCCGCUCGGAAGGCUUUGAAAUCCGUGGGCUUCGAGCUUCUGCACGAGGAAGACCUCGCUGACCGAGAGGACGCUGUCAAGUGGUAUUAUCCCCUCGAAGGUAACCCCCUGAAAGCUCAGACAACAUGGGAUAUGUUCACUGUCUUCCGCAUGUCUCGCGUCGGACGUUUCUUCACUCAAAACAUGCUCUGGGGUAUCGAAAAGGUCGGCUUUGUUCCCAAGGGUACAUACGAUGUCGGAGAGAGUUUGAUCAAGGCACAAGCUGCCUUGGUUGCUGGAGGGCAGACAAAGCUCUUCACCCCUAUGAUGCUUUGGGUUUGCCGAAAGCCAAAGGCUUGA
Messenger RNA from Kockovaella imperatae, 1035 nucleotides. RefSeq names its product S-adenosyl-L-methionine-dependent methyltransferase. Gene Ontology annotation, biological process: ergosterol biosynthetic process. The coding region runs from base 1 to 1035 and encodes 344 amino acids. Gene Ontology annotation, molecular function: sterol 24-C-methyltransferase activity. NCBI's taxonomy places the organism in Eukaryota, Fungi, Basidiomycota, Tremellomycetes, Tremellales, Cuniculitremaceae. The record is from RefSeq and is a predicted model, not a curated record. Gene Ontology annotation, cellular component: endoplasmic reticulum. The transcript is spliced from 10 exons.